ACGGGAAGUAGGCGUGGCCGGCCCAGAGCAGCUCGUGGGGAGCACUGCGGCAGCCUGGCAGGAAUAAAAAACACUGGGAAAGGGUAACCCCUCACCUCCACGAGGGAGCGAGGCUACCUGAAGGAAAGGAAACACAGAAAGGACCCACUGCAGAGUCAAGACCAAGGGAAUGUGCUGGAACCUGUGAGCACUCCAGGAGGAAAGGGAGCACGGUGGGACUGACUCCACACACACAGCACAGGAAAGAGUGAAGACUGACUGGAGACCAUCUCACCCCAACAUCACUGCAAGUCCCCGGGAUGCACUGGGCAUGGCCUCUGGAGCCCUACAGAACAGCAGCCAGAUGGCCUGUGACAGCGAGCUCCCAGGCUUCCUGGACACCCUCCUCCAAGACUUCCCAGCCCCACUGAGCCCAGAGAGCCCUUUGCCAUGGAAGGUCCCAGGGGCAGUACUGAGCCAGGAAGAGGUGGAGGCGGAGCUGGCUGAGCUGGCAGUGAGCUUCCUGGGCAGCAGGAAUGCGCCCCCACCCUUUGCUGCAGCUGUGACCCACAAGGCCAUUUCCCAGCUACUACAAACAGACCUUUCCGAAUUCAAGAAGUUGCCUGAACAAGAGGAAGAGGAGGAGGAAGAGGAAGAGGAGGAAGAGAAAGCCCUUGUGACCUUGCUUGAUGCCAAAGGCCUGGCACGGAGCUUCUUUAACUGCCUUUGGGAAGUAUGUAGCCAGUGGCAGAAGCAGGUGCCGUUGACUGCCCAGGCCCCUCAGCGGCAGUGGCUGGUCUCUAUCCAUGCCAUCCGGAACACACGGCGCAAGAUGGAGGAUCGACAUGUGUCCCUUCCUACUUUCAACCACCUCUUCGGCUUGUCUGACUCUGUGGACCGCGCCUACUUCGCUGUGUUUGACGGUCAUGGAGGAGUGGAUGCUGCAAGGUAUGCCUCUGUCCACGUGCACGCCAAUGCUUCCCACCGGCCAGAGCUGCUCACAGACCCGGCAGCGGCCCUCAAAGAAGCCUUCCGGCACACUGACGAGAUGUUUCUCCGGAAAGCCAAGCGAGAGCGACUGCAGAGCGGCACCACAGGUGUGUGUGCAUUCAUCACAGGAGCGACCCUGCACGUUGCCUGGCUCGGAGACUCCCAGGUCAUUCUGGUACAGCAGGGCCAGGUGGUGAAGCUGAUGGAGCCACACAAACCCGAGCGACAGGAUGAGAAAGAACGUAUUGAAGCACUGGGUGGCUUUGUUUCUCUCAUGGACUGCUGGAGAGUCAACGGGACCCUGGCAGUGUCUAGAGCCAUUGGGGAUGUCUUCCAGAAGCCCUAUGUGUCUGGUGAGGCAGAUGCAGCAUCCCGAGAGCUAACAGGCUCAGAAGACUACCUGUUGCUUGCCUGUGAUGGCUUCUUCGAUGUUGUCCCCCACCAAGAAGUCCCGGGUCUUGUCCACAGCCACCUAAUCCGGCAGAAGGGCAUCGGGUUGCAUGUUGCUGAGGAGCUAGUGGCUGUGGCCCGUGACCGGGGCUCCCAUGACAACAUUACAGUCAUGGUAGUCUUCCUUAGGGACCCCCGAGAGCUGCUGGAGGGUGGAGCCCAGGGAACAGGGGGUGCCCACGCAGAUGUAGGAAGCCAGGGCUUGCCCACUGGCAUCUCAGAACUUGAGACCAAUACCUCACCAAGAAGCUGAGUGGUCCAGGCCCCCAGCCCCCCCCAACUCCUCCUGCCCUUGUGAUCCCCCCUUCAAAGACCUUAGACCCAGCAGGUAUAGUGGGCAGGGGUGCAGACCCUCACAGCAUCCCCUUAGCACCCCAGCCUUCACGAGGCCUGCCACAGUCUGUCCGCAGACCGCAGAGCUGCAGGAGGCAGUGAGUGGACCUCAGAAGGAAGCGUAGGGAAUGACCUCACCCGAGAGAGGAUGGCUGAGGUGGGCCCGGCAGCACGGGACUGAGGACAGAACCACAGGCACCUGCUGGCAUCCUAACCAAAAACACAGGUCAGGGCUCAGACCUUCGCACAGACCUUUCAGGCCCAUCCUGGGGUGAGGUCUGCAGCCAGGUAUCUGGCCUGGGCUUGUGGCUUCUCACUGUACCCCAGCUGGGAGGAGCACCAGGGGAUGACCCACUGCCACUCUUAGCUGAGUUCUAGGCCACCAGGGUCUUGUAGACCUCUUUCCCUUGAGCAUCCUAGGGAGGUGAAGUCAGACGUGUGUGCGUGUGUGUGUGUGUGUGUGUGUGUGUGUGUGUGUGUGUGUGUGUGUGUGUGUGCCGUUUGUGUACUUAGAGUUAUUGCAAGGAAAGGUCUAAUCCAGAAUCAGUAUUCAGGUUUUAUCAGUGCCAAGCUGACCCGCAAGGUCAUGUAAUUUAAGCUAAGCUUAGCAUUUAUUUUAUUCCUGAAAACUUAAGUAUUUUACUUUUUUAUGUAUUCAUGAAGACAUUUGCAGUAUUACUGGGGUUUUUUGUUUUGUUUUGUUUUGUUUUCCUGAAUCAGGAUGGAAACAAACUUUUCAGGUUGUGUUAACAAGCCACUUAAGUGCCUUAAUCAGCUUUGGCGUAGACGAGGGCUGCUGGGCCCAGCAUGGAUCCUGACGGGUGUGUUCAGGUUUUCAAGAAGGCAGCACUUGCUGUGGGAAGGUCCUUUUGUGCUUCUGGGAACCUCAGAACUUCCUUGAAGUGAUCAGCAGAGGCUGUGACUGUGGGCAUCUUGGGUGACAGUGGCCUCCUUGCCUACCCUUGAGGUCCGGCUAGAUCCCACCUAGGAAGAUCUUACUGCCCUUGGACUAGAAGUUUCAGAAUCUUCGUAUAUUUGUCAUCACAUUGAGUCAUUGAGGACAGUGCAUGGUUAAGGAACUUUGGCCAGCCCGGAAGUACACCUCCUUGGGCACUAGCAGUCUGCUGCCACGGUCACCACCUGUCUCCUGUGGCUGGUGUCCUUGCCUGCUGGACUCUGUCCUCUCUGCCUGAGCAACAUGAAAGAGUGCCACAUCCCUGGAGCAGUGGGUGGGAGGCGCAGCAAUGGUGCCUGGCUGCUUGGAGAGCUGUGAUGUGUAAAUCAGGCAAGGAAGCCAGGCCAAGGGAGGGACACCCAGAGCAGAAGGACUCGGGAGGCCCCCAGGGAGGCCCCAGUGUGAGCCAGGCUACAGCGUGCAGACACCAGCAGGUCCAGAGGCUCAGGGAGGGCAGCCUUGGGAAGAAGCUUGCCUGUGAGGUCCCCAUCGAGAGGAUGAUAGUCCAGGGGUAGAGAGCAAAGCCUCAGCAGGCUUCGCAGAGCUUUGCUCAGCACACCUAAACCCUCUCUCAAAAGAAACAAGGCACACAUGCUCUUGAUCCUGAGGCAAGCACACUGCCCAGCAGUGUCGGGAGAGCAGAGCCAGCUUUGGUUGGGCACGCCACCUGAAUGCUUGGCCUUCACCCAUUCCCACAGCAGGAAUGGAGGAGUUGAGGCCAUGCUGAUUCCUUGGUCAAAGUCUCCUGGUAGGAAGCAUCCUAAACACUCAGAUAAUUGCCCACUGUAAGUGACUGGGUAUUGCUCAACUUGAAGGCCUGGUGCCCCCUCAGCACAGGAGUGUGGUUGUUGGUCCAGCCUGCCUGUAACAAUGACUUUGAUAGAGGGAGAUAUUGACUUUGGUUUUCUCCCUUUUUUGCUAAUCUUAUUCUGUUCGUUGCUGAUAAGAGUGGAAUUUAGGCCCACAUAGAUGCCCCAGAUAGUAUGUUCUGAUUCUUACUCACAUAUAAGGUUGUGCCAGAAUUCAAGGCCUCAGUGUAAAGGGAAGCCCCUUUCCAGGCUUCUCUGAGUGCCUCUCCUUCCCCUCAGUCCGUCUGCAGUGUUGAUAGUCAAGCCCCUGCUGGGCAGUAGUCCAGAACCAACGCUAGGCGCUGCUCCAUCCUCACCUAGUGACCAAGAGCAGGCACACUCUCCUGCCGUUACAGGCUGGCCUUGUGCUAGCUCAUGGCCACAGAGAAGGCUCCCCUGACCAGAGUAAUCUUCUUAAGUCCCAGCUUUGCCACCAUCUCAUUGCAUGAGCUGAACAAGUCACUGUACCUCUCUGGCCUCAGUUACCCUUUGGUAAGGCACAGAGAGGGUGCACAGCAUUACCAGUCCUUCCGACCUGGAAUUUUAGGGGCUGCUCGAAGUGAGCAGCUGCCGGAGCAGAGGAGCCCGUCCUCCACCAGGAGUAGAGAGGGGUUAAGUAUUAUUAGUGUCUAUUCUUAAAAUUAAGUGGGCUGGGAAAGCGCUGAGUUACAGAUGCCAGUGUCUUGCAUGGAUACAAAAGCUAAAGCAGUCUGGCUGCCUCCCAGCUGAGCCGUAGGCGUCGGAGGGGGGAGGGGGGAGGGCACAGGCAGGCGUGAAGGGGUGUGGAAGCAAGGCAUCUGCAGCAGAGCUGGGGAGUCUUGGGGAAGCCCCUGGCACUCACCGAGAUCUGUCGCCCCUGCCCUCUUGGAUCCUGCAUGCAGCGCCCCCUCCCCCUCCCCCGAUGGUAGGUUUCAGCAUGGGUGUCCUGGCUACCUCAGCUGUAUUCUCAGGGCCAGGAGGACGGCCCUCGCCAUACUGUAGGGAAGCCAGGCCAACUUGGUGUAAGGCAAGCUGUGUUUCUGGCUUGAUUCUGCCUCUGUAGUGUCCAGGGAUCAUCUUCAGGAGUCCUGUGCUUUCACUGAGUUCUGCAGCUUUGCCAGUUACAUGCCAUGUGGGCCUUGCCAAGGGUUUAUUUCAGGGGCCUUCCUGGGAGUCAUGUGCAACAGCGAGUCUUGUUCUAGGAUAUCGUGUGUCUCUAAUCUUAGGGACAAGUGCCAGUGUGAUGAGCUCAGGACAGUCUCCUGGGGCCCGUUGUACUGGUGUCAAUAAACGCAUAUUCAAGACUCCUGAGUA
This is a messenger RNA of Peromyscus leucopus (white-footed mouse), 4848 nucleotides long. RefSeq names its product protein phosphatase, Mg2+/Mn2+ dependent 1F (gene Ppm1f). Bases 311 to 1672 code for a protein of 453 amino acids. NCBI's taxonomy places the organism in Eukaryota, Metazoa, Chordata, Mammalia, Rodentia, Cricetidae. Gene Ontology annotation, molecular function: cation binding; protein serine/threonine phosphatase activity. The transcript has 9 exons. The record is from RefSeq and is a predicted model, not a curated record. Gene Ontology annotation, biological process: protein dephosphorylation; negative regulation of protein kinase activity. Gene Ontology annotation, cellular component: cytosol.